Messenger RNA from Lates calcarifer (barramundi perch), 2463 nucleotides. It is a transcript of the gene hhat, whose product is annotated as hedgehog acyltransferase. The record is from RefSeq and is a predicted model, not a curated record. NCBI's taxonomy places the organism in Eukaryota, Metazoa, Chordata, Actinopteri, Centropomidae. The transcript has 12 exons. Gene Ontology annotation, cellular component: endoplasmic reticulum. The coding region runs from base 178 to 1683 and encodes 501 amino acids. Gene Ontology annotation, biological process: protein palmitoylation. Gene Ontology annotation, molecular function: palmitoyltransferase activity.
GUAAAACAAGGAAAAAGAAGGAGAAUUCAGUACCUUUGAAUGAUGGAUACCGGAGUUUACUAGCGUCAUGCUGCUACGGUCCAAGCACCGUCAGACAGUGCAGUCUACAAUUUACAGCGACGCAAUGACCACCAGCACAGUAUUAUUAGGUGCUUUAUAGCAAAGUGAUUUUACCUGAUGACAUCUAAAUCAAAGACCCAGUUGACACCCCUGCCAUGGACAGAGAUCCUUGCGUAUUGGGUGCUGUCCUUUGGCUCACAUCUCUAUUCUUUCUACCAAUUGCACAGGUUCUCAAAACAGCAUGAAGCAGGAUUAGAGAGAGAAUUCCAGUUGGAAAAGGGUCUUCUUGAGGGUUAUAAAAGGGACCCAUCAGACUUUGAGUGGAGUUUCUGGACUGAAUGGGCUAAGAAGUCUUUGCUGUGGACCCUGACUGGUCAUGGCAUCAUAUCGAGACUGACCAGCAUCUUUUAUCCCAAGCUCAGGGUGCCAGUACUCACGAUCUAUGGCCUCUUAGCAGCCAGCAGCGUGUUGGGGGUUAAAGGUGUGAGUGUGUUGCUGGUACAUCUGGGCCUGUCCUUUUCAGUGGCCCAGCUGAGAAAAACCACUUUAUCAUGGGCAUGUAACCUGCUGCUGCUCUCCACACUUCACAUCCAGCCACUUCAAGAGAUCCAGAGAAGCUGGUAUGAGACAGAGGAGGAGUACUAUCUGCUGCUCUUCAGUGUUGCUGUCUGCGGUCUGCGCUUUAUCAGCUUCAGCCUGGAGCACUGCUGGUGCCCUCCAGACCGUGGUGGAGUUGUGCCGCUCUGUUGGUUGUUUUCGUACACCUUUUAUCAUCCCUUUUUCUACAAUGGACCCAUUAUCACAUACAAAGACUACAUUGAGCAGAUGCGGAGGCCUGUCGAGGAGAGUGACAGGGACGGAUCUGCUCUUAGUUACUUGGUGCUCAGAUCAGGACGGAUCCUACUGUGGUGGUGCAUUGCAGAGUACAUGAUCCAUGUAAUGUACAUGCACUCCAUCCAGUCUAAUGAGACCUACUUACAAAUUCUUCCUCCUUGGGCCUUGGGUGGUCUGGCCCUGGCCCUCGUCCAAUUCUUCUAUGUGAAGUAUCUGGUACUGUUUGGUCUUCCAUCCAUGCUGGCUACUUUGGAUAAACUGGAUCCCCCCAAGCUUCCUUCCUGUGUCAGCAUCAUGUACAGUUUCACAGGAAUGUGGAGGCACUUUGAUGAGGGUCUGUAUCGAUGGCUCAUCAGGUAUGUCUACGUGCCGUUGGGAGGCUCACGACACGGCCCUCUUUACAAAAUAUUAUCCACUGGCCUUGCGUUUGGAUUCGUCUGCCACUGGCAUGGUGGCCAUGACUACUUACAGUACUGGGCCCUAAUGAACUGGGCUGGAGUUCUGGUGGAAAACGGGCUGAAGUCUCUCUUUGCGUCAUCCUUUAUUCACUCCAUUGUUGAGCAGAAUUUCUCUGCGGCGAUGAAAAGGCGAAUCAUUGCCCUUCUCUCUGCCUUCUCCACUGCCAUGCUCAUCCUCUCUAAUCUGGUGUUCCUUGGGGGGAUACAUGUUGGCAGAAUCUUCUGGAAGCGUGUCUUCAUUCAAGGCUGGUCUACCGUGGCCCCACCUAUGCUGGCUUUCCUCUACUGCUUUGCUCAGAUUGGACUUGACUGGACUUCCCGCCCGCCAUGAGUCACCUUGACUUUGUAUCGGAGUGAGAAUCUGUGCAACCGGACAACCAGAACGACCCGCUGAGUCCAGUGCCUCGUCCUCACCACCCAGCAUCUCUGUGGCGAAUCUGGCUCACAGCCACAGAACCUAUCCAAACCAGGCUGCAGUGCAGCUGAGCAGUCACUUUCAAACAACCUGCAGGACCAGGCAAAAUCCGUCUGUAAGCUAAGACUUAAAGGAUCAGUGUUCAUCCUUUGUAGUUUCCUGUACUUCAUGGAAAUAAGUGCACAUAAACAUCAAUAGAAUGAGUGCGAUGCUGUAAAUUGAGGACAGUCGUUAAUAUAAGUCAUGUCUUGCCUUGGCUGUGCUGAGGCAUGAAUGAUUCUAAGAAACCGUAAAGGAUAAUUUGGACCUUGAAUCUGUCUUGGCUAUAUGACUCUGAUAAGGUAUUGCUCGGUGGUGCGAUAAACUGGGGAAAUGCUAAUUUUGCAUUUACCGUCCUCCCUCAGCUCGCCACAAAAACAGUUGUGCAUUCAGAGGCUGUCGAUAGACACAGAAGCCUGAAAAGAGCAGUAACCUGAUCACACUAAUAUUAGUAAAUGCAUUGCUUUAAAGCAGCUACACAUGCAGACAAAAGCAAACUUUGGAGAUUAAAGAUUAAGAUUAAAGAUUAAAAAAAAACAAAAAAACACAUGCUGUAUGUUAUGUAUCACCUUGUUCCUUCAAAAUGUCGACUUUACAAUGCCUACACUAGCCCAACCCAGUUGUCAUGUUUGGAUUAAAGUUUCAUGAUUAUAACCA